AUCCAUUCUUUCUGAUAGAAACGAUCGCCGUGGCGUGCAUUUAAAAAAAAAUAUAUAUAUAUAAGAUAUCGCAUUAUAUUUACGGUGGUUUUCUUAUAAAACGCAGUGCGAUAAUGAUAUAGAUUCAGUGCGCGAAUACUGUACGAUAUUAUGAUAGUGCAUCCGCGUGUAUCAGCACAAGAAUCCGUAUUAGUGUUAUUAUUCGAAUAAAAUUCGAGACUACUGCAUCCAAAAGGGAAUAUCGUGAACGCUGUACCAGUUUUCUGUUUUUCCAUUUUUUCCUCAUUUUGCUUCUCCUACUUACGCUCUCAACAAUUCCACCUCCAAGCGUAUGUCGUCCUUCGGCAACCGUGUGGCGUCAUCGCUGAAGCCAGUAUCUGUCUGACCAGUCUGACAGUGUCGUAGGAUCAACGAAGAUAAUUGACAGUGGUCAGUUGAACCGAGCUUGUUCUCGUUUGGAUUGUAUGUACUUUAUUCCUGCGGGUCAGUGCAUUUAAUUCUUCAACAGCUGGUGAAGUCAAAAUCGCGUGUCGAAAACUGUCGGGGACCAGUUCGAAUGAAGUUUUCCUUUCCGGGAAACAUUCUCUACGAUAACGACAUAUCAUGUCGUCAUAAAUUGUUGGUGGAUUUAGUGUUGGCAAAGUGACCGCCGCCAGCACAAAUGAUGAUUUGUACGAGCACAUGGGUAUGGUGACAUUGGUACAACAACAGCAGCAAACGCUCGACGGUAAUCACCAGUGUCAGAAAGAUCAGGACCACGUGAACGGUGCUGUUGUGUCCGCCGAAAAUCACGCGGUCGACAGGUUUCACGGCGAAGCUGCGUACUCGGCGAGAGAAACCGCGGUCGUCGCUCCAGGCAAUGGUAGCGUUGGAGAUUCCUCUACGCAGUGCAGUGACGUAGACGACGAUGAGGAAGAGGAGACGGACGUUGAAGAAGCCGGCAGCUGGUUCACAAAUCUGCCGGUAUCCUCGACCAUCAUCCAGCAACAUCAAGCAGUUGCCACUACAAACGGCGAUGUCGUUCUACCGAACGCCGAUCCGUCGAAUUUUGGUGACGUUUGCGUAAAAAAUUCAACGAAUGUGCAUCUGGGUAACAAGACCUUCUACAAGGGUCCGGUUACCAUAAAGCAGUUCGUUUACACGAAUCCUAUUCCGAUCCAGGAUGCGAGUAAACUCGACGCCAACUGCGCCUCCGACGUCUCGGAUUUGUCAACGAAUAAAGAUAAUGGAACUGCCAAUGGACCCAUUUUCCCGCAAAAUACUGAAUUAGUUAAAGUGACGCAAUGGCUUUGGACGUGGAGAUGUGCAGCUUUAUCGUGCGUUCUAGCUUUAAUACUUCUAACUACUAUAGUGGUCACAUCUGUAUAUUUCAUUCAUCACUCGGACGUACCGAUCUUCCCGGAAAUUCCAGACUCAUCGCUCGAAGGUAUAACAGUAACUUCGGUACGCUUUGUUGAGAGGAACGAAUGGGGUGCGCAGCCGCCCGCAGACCCCCUUAAUAAAAUGAAGCUGCCAGUACCAUAUGUAAUUAUUAGUCACACUGCAACAGAGUUCUGUACCACGCAAUCAGAGUGUACAUUUCACGUGAGAUUUGCUCAGACUUUUCAUAUAGAAUCUAGAAAAUGGUCAGAUAUUGCCUACAAUUUUCUUGUCGGAGGCGAUGGUCUCGCAUAUGUUGGCAGAAGUUGGGACUACGUUGGUGCUCAUUCCUUCGGUUUUAACAACAGGAGUAUCGGUAUUUCCUUUAUUGGUACAUUCAAUUCAGUCGUACCACCGAAAACGCAAUUACAUGCCGCGCAAAAAAUCAUAGAGCUCGGCGUCAAAGCCGGGAAAAUUUCACCUGACUACAAACUAUUAGGUCACCGACAAGUGUCAAAAACUUUGAGUCCAGGAGAAGCCUUAUAUAAUGAAAUUAAAAAGUGGCCUCAUUGGUCACCUCAGCCUUAACUUGAUUAUCUGGAAGUUUAAAUUGUCAA
Molecule: messenger RNA, 1976 nt
Organism: Cyphomyrmex costatus
Lineage: Eukaryota; Metazoa; Arthropoda; Insecta; Hymenoptera; Formicidae
Product: peptidoglycan-recognition protein LC
Exons: 4
Coding region: 682-1947 (421 amino acids)
Biological process (GO): peptidoglycan catabolic process
Molecular function (GO): N-acetylmuramoyl-L-alanine amidase activity; zinc ion binding
Source: RefSeq, a predicted model, not a curated record